CACAUGCUUGAAAAUCAAUCGGAAGUGUCUACCAUUAAUUUUGACAUUGCUGUAAAUUCUCAACGUUCAACUGGCUUGCCGUUUCAUGAAUGUCAGAGAAGGAGUCAAUUAACUCAUUGGCUGCCAUUGACAGCACUAACCGUCCAAUCCAUUGGGAAUGGACUUUGUUCAUUCAUCUUGACUUGUAAUUUAAUCUUUUAUAUUUUUUUUACAGUGUGUCUUUUUCCCACAUGUCCGUGUGCGCAUAACUGCCGUGUGUUUACAUGACAACAACGUGACGGAUGGUUUUGUGGCUCGGCGGCCAUUGGCUGUCGGUGUGUUUAUGUUCAAACAAACUGACGCAGUUCCCACACUCUGCUCCAAAAUCUUUUGAGCUAAAACGACACAAGUUUGCAAAAGCCAACGGAAAUCUUUGCAAACGAACCUCAUUGCCCAUGUCAAAGACGGUCGGGAGGAAGCAGCACUGGCGAUCCAGGACACAGGACGCCUGGCUCCCCUCAGUCGGGGAGGCGGGCCUGGCCAUUGGCGGAGGGGCCGAUUACGGAGAGUUCCCUUUCGUCACCGCCGCCCCGCCGGACGGACCUGCCGUGGGCGACGUCAUCCUGGAGAUCGGCGGGACGCCCGUGCUGGGCAUGACUCUGGGAGACGUACGCGGUGUCCUCAAUUCCUGCCCCCGACCUGUCCGCAUCAAAACUGUGGCGCCAGGCGCCACCUUGUGCAAGGACCUCGGCUUGUAUCUGAGUAAGUGCUUCACGCCCGGCUCGGUGGACAGUCAACUUCAGCAAGUCAUCCGGCAGAACCUCCACCUCCGAGCUGUACCUUGUACGACCAGGGCGCCGAGAGCAGGGGAGAUAUCCGGGACCGAUUACAACUUUCUCUCCGUUGAGGAGUUUUUUUCUCUGGAGGAGUCGGGAGCGCUGCUGGAGAGUGGAAAGUUUCAAGGUAAUUACUACGGCACGCCUCGGCCCGUCCACGUGAGCGCUGAGAGCCCCCCGGUCACCUACGAGGAACACCGUGAUCUGCUCAGAAACUUCCGCACGCGUAGCAAGUCGCUCAGCAACCUGGAAAAAGAACACCUUCAUGGGGGACAAGGCUCACCGAGGGGGCGGCAGGCAUCGAGUGGCGUCCCAGAAAAUGGCUCGCUCGCCAACGGGGGAUCGCUGAUGGCUGAAGACUGGGAUCAGGCCUUUAGCGACCCGGGUGUGGAGCCCACAUACUUCCCAGAGCACAAGAGCAGCAGCUGGCAGAGUCCUGGCAGAGAAUCGCUCUUCAAAAAUCAAUGGUUAAGUCAAUACCCGGACGAGCUCGGGGGUUUUCUGGUGCGCGCGCAUUUGAUCAAGGGCUCUGGGGGCUUCGGCUUCAACAUCGUGGGAGGCAGUAAGCCCGGCGAGUUUCUUCAGGUCUACAGCGUGACUGCCAGCGGACCCCCGGCCCUCAAGACAGCGGACAUUCUGGUGUACGUGGAUGGCGUCUGCGUGCUUGGAGCGUCCCACAAAAAGGUGGUGGAGAUGCUCAAGUCGGUCCCGGUGGGCCACGCUGUGGAAAUCCACGUUAGGAGAGGUCACCCCAUGCUCUACGACCCUGAGGGCCGCCUCCGAGGGCCGCCCGCUACCACGCAACCUGAGCCCCUGGGGCGUCCGACAGGUGACGGCGUCACAGCUGACGGGUACGCCGCCUCAUUGGGACGCUCCAGCUUGAGCGGCUGCUCUCCGCCCCGUUCCUUCCGUUCAUUGGCCCGGCUCCGGUCGCUUGACCACGCGGCAGCCAGCCAGAGUGACAGCGAAGUGGUCUCAGCUAUCGGUUCGCACAGGGCAUCGCUAAUCCGUAACCACAACAACAACUCCAUAUCAACGCCCCGGCACCCCUUCCGUUUUGGCGCAUCCCUCAAGUCGUCGGAGAGUGACCUCUCCACCUGCACGCUGCCGGUCUCCCACCUUCCCCUGCCGCGCUCGCCCGAGCGGCCUUCAUCCUCGCCGGGCGGCGCACGCCCCCGCCUUUGGGGCCCGCGGCCUUCUCGUUUCCGACCCCUUGCGACUCUCUCGAGCUCUCCCGGGGAACUGGUCCCGGUGGCCCUGGCGGGCGGAGGCCUCGGAUUCAGCGUGACGGGCGGCGGUCCCGGGGGCGCCGCUGCCGUAGUGGGGAGGAUCUGGGACAGGAAGCGGUGCAAUGCUCUGCAGCCAGGGGACGCGAUUGUCAAAAUCAACGGAGCUGACGUCAAGAGUCUCAGCCUCGCUCAGGUCCAAGCAGUUCUUCAAGAACACACCAAACUUGGAGAAGUCAUCCUCUUGGUCUACAGGGGAGGCAUAUAUCAAUCGGGCUUCCGGAGACCACCACCUCCCCUGCACGACGGGGCGGUCCUGGACAACGGCCGGACGGCCUCCUCCCCGGGUUCCUCGCUGAUCCAGAGUACCAGCUUCUUGGAGUCGGUUCCCGUCACACUGACCAUGGAGCCCAAAGACUGGAUGGGCACGGGUCCAGAAGACGCCGUCAGUCGGCGCCCGGAAUUGGUGGAAGAGCAGAGGAGCCCGCCCCUGAGAGGCUUCCACGUGGAGCUGACGCGAAAGCCAGGGGAGGGUUUUGGAUUUGUGAUCGCCUCGCAGGAUCUGGAGAACACAAAAGCCGCCUCGCUCCUGCCGCAUCGCUUCGUGACAGUUCGGCGAGGCAGCCCGGCCGCAAAGAGCGGUCAGAUCCGGCCCGGUGAUCGACUGGAGGCGGUGGAAGGACGCUCCGUGGUCACCCUGCCUCACCGCGAGCUGGCGCAGAUCCUUCGCCGUGCGGGGAACACUCUCCGCCUCACCAUCGUCCCGCGGCCUAGCACAUACUCAAGCGGCCUUACGGAAUCGGCCGAGAACGAACUCGGGCGGAGGAGCGGGAAGGCUCAGCGCUGGCGUCCCAAGCGCGAUUCCAGGUACUACAGCAUCAACUUGGAUCGCGGACCCUCGGGCUUCGGCUUCAGCCUCCGAGGGGGCAGCGAGUACAACAUGGGACUCUACGUCUUGGGCCUGAUGGAGGGGGGACCCGCUUCACGAAGCCAAAAGAUACAGGUGAGCGACCAACUGGUGGAGAUCAACGGCGACAGCACAGCGGGGAUGAGCCACGCCCAAGCGGUGGAGCAGAUCCGCCGAGGGGGACGGCGCGUCCACCUGGUCCUCAAGAGGGGAAACGGAUACGUGCCCGACUACGACCGUGAGUCCCGAAUCGCCUCCCCCUCCCGCCGGCGUCACCCCAAGGAGCAGAGUUUGGCUGCAGUAGAUGCUGGCAGGCAGAGGGGGCGCCAUUCCCGGAAGAAGAAGAGAGGCGAGUCUUCGGACGGACGCGGGAAAAAGACGGGUCAGGGGAGAAGACCGAAGAACGCCAAGAAAAAAGCGGCCCGGAAGAAAGAGGAGAGGAAGGAGGAAACACCAAAAGAAGAAGAAAAAGAAGAAGAAGUGGUAUGGGAAAGCACAAAUGGUAAAGAAGAAACUCUGCUUCCCGUUCCAAGUCGGGAUAAAAACUUAGAGGAGAGCGUGCGGGAGGCGGAGCACUCAGGGGACGUGGCGGAGGGCUAUCGUGAGAUGAAGCGGCUCGGGGAUGGAGACUCGAAUGAAGAUCGGAGCGGAGACAAAAAGGAGCCCUUCGCUUUCCUCGCUUCCGAUUUUUCCGGGGAGGAGGAGUCAGAGUCAGAAGGCGGCCCGUCGGACGACGACACGUCCGCCGCCAGCGUCUACGGCUUCUCAGCGCCGGCGAAUGGGCGCGGGGGCGUUCCAGUGCCGGGACCUUGGCUCCGGCCUAAACACUGCAGGACAGACAGAUGAGAGCGUUAAAGUCUGGACGUAGUCAUCUUUGUCGUGGGCCAUUAUGUUGGCUGGUCCAGAGAAAUAUUGAGGUUGCAUGGCAGCCAUUGACGACGCAAGACGUCUAAUCCGUUUGUACUGGGAGGGGCCAAGGAGUCUUCCUUCAGGAAAUAACUGAAAAUCAGCAGGGAGUGACUUAGAAUUGAAGCUAAACAAACAGCAGGUAACCCAAAAAUGAUCAGAAAGUGACCUUUAAUUCAAGCUAAAUCAACAGGGAGUGACCUAGAAUGCCCCAAAAUCAAUAGAAGUCACCUAAAGUUGACAGGAAGUGGCCUUAAAAUUAAGCUAAACUAAUAGCAAGUGACCCAAAAUGACCAGGAAGUGGCCUAAGACUGCUUCGAAAUCAACGGUAAAUUACCCAAAAUCAACAGCUGGAAAGGUACCAAAAUCAUCAGCAAGUGACCUGAAAUUCAAGCUAAAUCAACAGGUAGUGAGUGACUCAAUACCCUAAAAUUAACAGGAAGUGACCAAAAAUAAACAGGCACUAGCUUGAAAUUGAAGCUAAAUUACUUUUUAUUAUUAUUAUUAUUAUGAAUUACUUUGUACUAAAUUACAAGUGACCCAAAAUGACCAGGAAGUGACCUAAAAAUGCCCCAAAAUCAACAGGUACUGACCCCUAACCCUAAUUGGAGAUACAUAAACAGGAAGUGGCCUUGAGUUGAUGCUAAAUCAGCAAGAAAUGAUCCAAAAUGAUCAUGAAUUGACCUAGAAAUGUACCAAAAUCAACAAGAAGUGACCUCUAAAUGCCCCAAAAUCAUCAGGAAGUGACUCAAAUCAACAGGAAGUGGCCUUAAAAUGAAGCUAAACUGUAACUGUAAGUUACCCAUAAUGACUAGGAAGUGACCUAAGACUGCUUCGAAAUCAACAGGAAGUGACCCAAAGCCAACAGAAAGUCACCUGUAAAUGUAUCAAAAUCAUCUGGAGGUGACCUGGAAUUCAAGUUAAAUCAACAGGUAGUGACCCAAUACCCUAAAAUUAACAGGAACUGACCAAAAAUGAACAGGAAGUGACCUGGCAUUGAAGUUACAGAUUUAAGCUAAAUUACUUUUUUUUUUUUUUUUAAUUGUUAUGAGUUACUUUGUAAAUGACUUUGUACUAAAUUACAUGUGACCCAAAAUGACCAGGAAGUGACCUAAGAAUGCCCCAGGCUUUGAGUUGAUGCUAAAUGAACAAGAAAUGAUCCAAAAUAAUCAUAAUUUGACCUAGAAAUGUCCCAAAAUCAACAGGAAACAACCUGUAAAUGCCCCCCAAAUAAACAGGAAGUGACCCAUAUCAAUAGGACAUGGCCUGAAAUGUUCAGGAAAACCUGUAAAUGCCUCCAAAAUAAACAAGAAGGGACCCAAAUCAACAGGAAGCGACCAUGAAUUGGAGCUAAACUAAUAGCAAAUGACCAAAAAUCACCAAGAAGUGAGCUGGAAUUGAAGCUAAAUCAACAGGAAGUGACCUAGGAAUGCCCCAAAAUAAACAGGAAGUCGCCCAUAAAUACCAAAAUCAUCAGGAAGUGACCCAAAUCAAUAGGAAGUGGCCUUAAAUUGAAGCUUAACUAAUAGCAAGUGAUCCAAAUUGUUCAUGAAUUGGCCUAGAAAUGCCCCAAAAUCAACACAAAUUCACCUGUAAAUGUACCAAAAUCAAAAGGAAGUGACCCGGAAUUUAAGAUAAACAGGAAGUGGCCUUGAUUUUAAGCUACAUCAACAGGAAGUGAUCCAAAAUGAUCAUGAAUUGACCUAGAAAUGUACCAAAAUCAACAGGACGCAACCUGUAAAUGCCCCCAAAAUAAACAGGAAGUGACCCAAAUCAACAGGAAGUGGCCACAAUUGAUGAGAAAGUGACCUACAACCUUCCAUUCCAAAUUGAAUGGCCGUCUAGCGCCGUCAGUGGCAGCCAGGUGAGUUCGCCAUAUUUCUAUUGGUUGGCUAACAUAAUGACCCCGAAAGAAGAAAAGCCAAACUAAAACACGACCCGCGACAAAGAUUACUUUGACCCCUUGACAGGUGGAAAACAUUUAACUUUAAAAUUGAAAUUGCUUCCUUUACUGGACUCACUUCCGGGUUUUUGAGGUCUUAUACUUUGUGCCUUUUUUACCGUCUGAUAAUAAAAACUAUCGUUAGCCGUUUUACAUAUCAAUUUAUCGUCUGUUAUGCUGUAUGAAAUAGCCGACGAUGUUUUUUUCCAUGGCGUGAUAAAUUGCACGUCAUCAACAAUCAUUGGCGUUGCUUUGUUCAAUGUCUCUCCCGUAAGCUCAUUAGCAUUCUAGCAUAUUUUGGCAUCCAUGUUUGUACAGGAACAUUCUUCUUCUUCUUCUCCUGUAAAGUAUCUGCUCCACUUUGGACCUCAUGCAAUACUAAUGCACACACUUGAUGACGUCCGUCCGUCCGUCCGUCAAUAUAAUGACGAUCUUUUUACUCAGUCAUAUAAUCUGUAAAUAUGUUUACGUGUACGCUAUGUAACCAAUCGUCCCUGCCUAUUCUUCGCGCAACGUUGGUAUAAUUUGUUGCGUGUCGAGUUUUUGUGCAGGACAUGAAAGAUUUGUGCUGUGAAAAAGUAUCUGCUUCGUCUUUCAUUAGGAUUUUAUUUUAAUACCCAUGAUAGCAAAAGUAAUGGAGGAUAUUUUCCUUCAAGAAGUGGCCUAGGAAUUCCCCAAAAUUAAUAGGAAAUGACCCUAAAUGAGCAGGAAGUGACCCAUAAAUGCCCCAAAAUCAACAUAAAAUGACCUUGAAUUGAAGCUAAAUACAUGUGAAAUUACCUCAGAAUUCACCAGAAUCCUCCAGAAGUGACCUAAAAUCAAUAGGGAGUGCUGUAAAUGUCCCCAAAUUAACAGGAAGUGACCCAAAAUCAACAUAAAGUGACCUUGAAAUGAAGCUAAAUAUAUGGAAAAUUACCUCAGAAUUCCCCACAAUCCUUAAGAAGUGACCUAAAACCAAUAGGAAGUGAC
Corythoichthys intestinalis (scribbled pipefish) is the source of this 6765-nucleotide messenger RNA. It is a transcript of the gene magixb, whose product is annotated as membrane-associated guanylate kinase, WW and PDZ domain-containing protein 3. Gene Ontology annotation, cellular component: cytoplasm; cell-cell junction. The coding region runs from base 282 to 3794 and encodes 1170 amino acids. Gene Ontology annotation, biological process: signal transduction. The record is from RefSeq and is a predicted model, not a curated record. Lineage: Eukaryota; Metazoa; Chordata; Actinopteri; Syngnathiformes; Syngnathidae. Gene Ontology annotation, molecular function: protein binding. The transcript is spliced from 16 exons.